GGACAUUCUUCAGCUAUUGUUAGGGCAAAUAGAUAAUUACUAUCUAGAUAAUAGAUAACUCCGUACAAGAUGCCUUCUAAACAGACAAGGGCUGCUGCUGAAGUAAAAUGAAACUUCAUACUACCACUGCAGCUCCAAUCUUCAAAUGACAUUAAAAGCAUUGAGUUUUGAGCUGCUGCAUCUGCAGUGCAGCAAGAAAGGUUAGAGGUGAGAGGAAAGAAAAUGGAUUACAGAAAGAAAUCUGAAAAAAGUCACAGAAAUGGAGAGCCUGAGAGGAGAGAGCGGACAUGAACUGAGAAAUGAACAUUUAGAAGAUGAAUAAGCUAUACAGACAAAUCCAGGAUUGGCGAGUGAAACACUGCUUCUUGAAAUGGAGGGAAUGGAAGAAACAUCUGAAAGAAUUCUUUUAGAGCCAUACAAGUAUUUACUUCAACUGCCAGGUAAGCAAGUGAGAACCAAACUGUCACAGGCCUUUAAUCACUGGCUGAAUGUUCCAGAAGAUAAAAUACAGGUUAUUAUUGAAGUGACAGAGAUGUUGCACAAUGCCAGCUUACUCAUAGAUGACAUUGAAGAUAACUCAAAGCUACGACGGGGCUUUCCAGUGGCUCAUAGCAUCUAUGGAAUUCCGUCUGUAAUAAAUUCUGCUAAUUAUGUGUAUUUCCUUGGCCUACAGAAGGUUUUAACACUUGAUCACCCAGAUGCUGUGAAAGUGUUCACUCGUCAGCUGCUGGAACUCCAUCAGGGCCAGGGUUUGGAUAUUUACUGGAGAGAUACAUACACCUGUCCUACAGAAGCAGAGUAUAAAGCCAUGGUACUACAAAAGACAGGUGGUCUCUUUGGAUUAGCUGUGGGCCUCAUGCAGCUCUUUUCCCAUUAUAAAAGAGACUUAAAACCACUCCUUAAUACACUUGGGCUCUUCUUCCAAAUACGAGACGACUAUGCUAAUUUACACUCCAAAGAAUAUAGUGAGAACAAGAGUUUUUGUGAAGAUUUAACUGAGGGAAAGUUCUCAUUCCCAACUAUUCAUGCUAUUUGGUCCAGACCUGAAAGCACUCAGGUGCAGAAUAUUUUGCGUCAAAGGACAGAAAAUGUAGACAUCAAAAAAUACUGUGUACAUUACCUUGAGAAUGUAGGUUCCUUUGAGUACACUCGACAAACGCUGAAAAAGCUUGAAUCUGAAGCAUAUAAACAGAUUGAGUCACUUGGGGGAAACCCUGAACUUGUAGCACUAGUUGAACACUUAAGCAAAAUGUUCAAAGAAAAUGAAAAUUGACUUGUUCUUUGGGGAGGGAAACUUUAAAACCAGCAUGUAUUAACUAGACUUUCUUACUAAAUCCAUGUAAAGAAAAGUGUAGAAAUGAUGCUUAUUUAAAAUUACUUAUUACUGCUACAUUAUAGAAACUGCUAUAUUAGACAUCAUGUAAGUAGUAAUUGAAAGGUAUUUGUAUACAUCACAAAUUAUCUCUGCAGCUCUAAUUACAACUGCUUACAAAAUAUUGCAUAAAGAAAUAAACUUGCAUAGAUCUGUUAAAGGUAAAAUUGUUAAUUUUAGUUUUUCAUGUGAAUCUUUCAGUUGUAAUCUCCACGGCACAGUCAGUAGUAUUUAUUUUAGCUGUAGCGUUUGUGUCCUCUAAGAACAUUGCAGGUUUUAAUUUGAGAUGGGUUUGACUACAUUUUCAUAUUAAAAUUAAUUUGCCCUGUU
Caretta caretta (loggerhead turtle) is the source of this 1702-nucleotide messenger RNA. RefSeq names its product geranylgeranyl diphosphate synthase 1 (gene GGPS1). The record is from RefSeq and is a predicted model, not a curated record. Gene Ontology annotation, biological process: isoprenoid biosynthetic process. NCBI's taxonomy places the organism in Eukaryota, Metazoa, Chordata, Testudines, Cheloniidae. Gene Ontology annotation, molecular function: prenyltransferase activity.